AUUUCUGUGUGCACUUUUGUUGACAUGAAGAUAGGAGCUGAUCUCUUUAUUAUUUGAAUAUUUUUUCUAUCCAAUAAAUUAAUAUUAAUUAGUACUUAAUGUAUUACUAACUGAAAAUAGAGGCAAUAAAAUUUCUAUUUUUCUACAAUUAUGGAAUAAUGCUUCUUAAGGCUAUUACAUAUUUUACUCUUUAUUAUAUCUCAGGCACCUUUGCUAAUGAAAUACAAGAACCUGAGGAAGUAUUUGGAGAUGAAGGAAGUAAUUUGUCAUUACCAUGUCAAGGGGAAAAGACAGUUACUGGACCCGUAACAUGGAGACAUCAGGGAAGAGUUGACGAGAGGGGUAACCAUGAAAGUGUGUUGCCUGAUAACUCCCUAUCUUUGAUAGACUUAAGCAAAGAAGAUGCAGGCAUCUAUACUUGCUAUUUACCAGAUGAUACGAUCAUAAAUAGAAUUAUGGUCAAUGUAAGAACUCCUCCUCCAGCUCUUGUAAAUGUGACAAUAGUUCCUUCAACGAUUUUAGCUAAUCUUUAUUGGGAGGUGGAAGACAGUGGUGGCUACCCAAUUACUCAUUUCACUGCUCAGUAUCGAUUGAAGCAUACACCUCCCGGACAUUUGCCAGACCCUUGGCACAGGGCUAUGCCACCCAAAAUCAAGCCUACGGCAACACAGAUCGACAUUUACCAGUUGGAACCUAACUCGACAUAUGUUUUCCAAAUUUGGGCUAACAACAAACUCGGCUGUGGGAAAAUUGUUGAGUUAGAAGCGACGACCAAACAUGAUAAUCAAGAAAUAGAGCUUGCAAAGCAUUUCUUGGAAGGUGCGGAAACAUUUGACACAAGAGUGUGGGUAGCAGCGGUUGCAGUCGUCAUGGGGACCCUCAUAGUUUUGGCCUCGGCCACAAUCUAUAUUCUUUACAAAGAGUCACAUCUUGCCAUUGUUACUGAGAAAGAGGUCGAAGCCUUGGAACUAAUACCUAAUAUUAUCCUCAAUCCUGGUUAUCAUGACUACGGCUAUCAUGAUUAUAUGAAUGGAGAUCCUGAUGAGAAUUCUAAUGACACUGCACCAUUGAGACUAAACAAUAAUACCGUUGUUAGGCCUAUUAGGAUAUAGAUUCUAAAGGUAAUGAGGCGGUAAAAUAUUGAGGAUCUUAUAAGGUAUUCUUUUAUUUUACUUUCCUGUCGUAUUAACCGAUUUCUUGCCCAAGAUUCCAAAAAAAAAAAAAAAUUGUCAACUUAGUUCAAGUCCUUGUUUUAUAGUUACUAUUACUUUUACUUUGUUAUCGAUUGAUAUUUUUUAUGUACAAAAGCUGUUAUCUGCUAAUUCUUUUAUUUUAUAAAUAUUGUAUUUUCCUCGUUAUGCUGACUAUUAUUUUUUUAAACUAUAAUGCAUUUUAAUUAACAAGGCAAUGUUUGAAUAUAGAAUUUGUGAUGUCUAUUAUUUAUGGGAUAGAGAGCUGUCCGAAUAAAUCAAACAUUUUACUACUUGAUACUCAAAUGUAUAAUAUUUUAUUGAAAGUAUCGUUAUUAUUAUUAGUUUUAAGUUUGAAUUAUGUUUAAAAGUUAUUAUACUUUUGAUUUUUUUCUCAUUUUUAAAUAUUGGUUUUUAUUUUAAAUUAUUCUUUUUGUAGUCUCAUUGUUGAUUUUCGUUAUGUGAUACUGUUUGGUUUUUGUUUUUUCUAGACCAUUAGACAUUUUAUAUUUUUUAUACUUUUUUGUAUAUUAUUUUUUUAUUACUAAGGUUAAGUUUUAAUCAAAUUUUAAUUUAUGUUCAUAUUUUUUAAAUAAUCUUGUUUUUUUUUUAUUUGUUGUACAUAUAUAAAAAGGUAUGUUUAGAAGAAGCUUGUGUGUAGUGCUUCUAAAUAAAAUAAUAUAAACGCAACUGUGUUAAUAAUGUAAUAGAGCUUCUAAUGGUUUCGCUCAAUGUACAGCUCAUGUCAGUCGGGAUAAUUCGAUCUUUUCGUAUACUAUGCAGGUUUUUUUAAUCCGUGCUUACCUUUCAGUCGGAAUUUCAUUUACGAUUCUCCAUUACGUGUUUUUUUUAAAUAAACUUUGACGGGGAAGUAUCCUUUCCAUAAUAAAAUGCCUUCAGAAGGUUGUGUUGUUAAUAAAAUAAUAGUAAUACUAGUCAUUGAUGUGGUUGUCUUUCAUUAGAAUCCUAGGAUUUUUUAAUUUUUUUUUAUUAAAUUUUGUUCUUUUUUUUGUCGAUUAUCAAAUUGAUAAAAACUUUUUUAAUCUGUGCAUUUUAAUUUUUUAAUAGCCAUAUCACUGUGUGUUAUCGUUAAUAAGUAGUAGGAUAGAAAAUGUGUUUUGAUAAAAAAAUAUGUAAUAAAAUAAAAAUUUGGUAGGACUUGUAUCUAGUACGAUUAAGGUGAUUCUUUUUUAUAGUGUGCGCUCAAAUGCUGUAUAGUACCCUGUUAGUGUGCAUAUUUUUGUGCUGAUUUAUUUUCAUACUGUACUAACAGAAGUGGAAGAAUAGUGAUAUAGUCGAAUAGCAAUAUUGAAUUUGAAAAAUAAAUGAGGGGGGUGAAAGCACAGUGUCUGAUAACUGUCAAUAGUGGCCUUGGUGGGGGAAAGUUCAAAUUAGAAGCGAGUAAAAGGAUAGGUUUUAUUUUCUAAGGGGAUUUGUAAACGGUUCGUGACAUUCAUGCUAUCUUGGAGGUAAUGAUUUUUUUGCUCUCGCCUAUUAAUUUUAGUCAUGUGGAAUUUUAUCGUACCAUGACAUAAAUUUUAACCAAUAAAAUUGUGCUAUUACCACAUAGCAAAAAAGAAAUUAAUUUCAUUGGAAAUAUAAAUAUUAUUGUAAUAUAUAUAUGUGAUAUUUAUUUCUAACAGAUUGUUAGAAAAGAAAAGAAAAAAAAAUAGCAGCUCAUUACUUUCUCGGUCCGUUUUCUUAACGGACAAAAAACAGCCUGAUAUGAAAGUAUUUUAAUAUGUAAUUUCCUUUUCGAUUAUUGCUGUUGCAAUGGCUAAUAUUAGAAGCAAUAAUUUUAUUUUCUUACUAUCUUAAAUGCACAAAUAUAAGUCAUAGAACAAUAAAGUUGUUUGAAUAUUUAGACUGCGUGUUGGCAGGGUUGUUCAUUUGGUAUUUCUAGUUUUGUAUAUAGGAAUGUAGGCGUGUAAGUAGGUGUAUGUAUUGAUGAAAAAAUCUUUCAGAACUCUUUUAAUUAUGGCAAAUAACAGUACUUAAAUUAUUAUUGAACUUCAGUUAACACUAUUUUGAUGUUCUUCUAUGAACACACAUUAUUACAUAAUAUUGUUAAUCUUAAAUUUUUGUUUUAAUCAUUGUUGUAAUUAUUACCUUGAAGAAUUGUGAGAAACUUUAUGCAGUUAUUGUGGAUGCGAGAGAUUUAGCAGAAGGAGGAUCUUACUUUGUGGCAGUGCUCAGGGUUGCCAAUUCAAUUGUGUAUUUUCCCCCCGAAAUUGUCUAAAUUUUCCCUUAAAUUCAAUUUGACUCCAAAAUGUAGCCCUGAUGAUGACCCACAUGUUUGGGUCAAAACGUCGGCUAACCUAAUAAAAUUUCUUGACUGUAAAUCCUGACAAUUUUUUGUUUCGGUCUUAUGGCAUUUUAAGGUAAUUUAAUUCAAUUAUAUUUUAUAUUAAUUAAAUUAGUUAUACUUGUUGAAACUAUCUUAAAAAAGAUAUGAAAAUUUAGUAAUAAUUGAAAAGGGUAUUCAAAAUUUUCACCAUUCACAAGGUCAAAUUGUGGGAUAGAAGGUCAAAAGCACUUUUUAUCUGUUAUUACAACUUAUUGAUGUCCCAUCCAAUCUAUUCAUAAAAAAAAAAAAAAAAUUUUUAAUGAUAAAAAAAAAUCUAAAAUAACCUCUAAAAAACCUUUGCAUCCUAAAUCUACAGAGAAAAUCCAACCUGGCAACCCUAGAAGUGCUAUUUCUUUUAGAUUGGUCAACUUAAGUUUUAUUUUCUUCAUUCAAUUAGUUUUUUCGAAUUUAAAUUUUUUUUUUAGUUUCUGGUAUAGUGGAAGAAAAAAAAGGGGAUCUCCAUGCAACCUACAUUUUUUCAACCUCUUUGCCAAACAAAUAAAAUUAUAAUAAUUAUGAUGUUCUCCCUACCACCCAGCUUUCUCUUAUUUAUAAUUUCAUCCGGUACAUCUUUUCAACAUCAUAAUUUUGUUUUGUAAUCAAUAGCUGGAAGAUGUCAAAACUUAUAUUUUGAGCUUGAGCCUGCCUGUAAUACAUAUACAAAGAAAACAAUUAAAAUACUUGUCCAAUUUUUAAGAUUCCUCUAUCUCUCUGUUCUAUGGAGUAUACCCGGAAAGUUCAUAUAAUUUUAUUUUAAUCUGGGGAUUUAGAUGAUUGUUUUUAUUUAAAAUAUUUCUGAUUUUUAAACUUAACUUUUCAUGUUCGUUUUUUUUCUUUUAUACCAUCAAUAGUUUAUCAAAAUUUUGCAUGAUAUACUUAAGAAAUAAAUACCCUUCAUUAUGAUUUUGCCAUAAUGGUUUCCAGAAGUAAGCUUAAAUUAUAUUCUUAAUUAUUUCAAAGUAUUUUUCUCACAUGGGGUUGAGAACUGUUUUUUAAAUGAAUUAUUGUAAGUACAAUGAGCUGCUACAGAUUGAUUCAUACGAAUUUGUUAGUUUUACCUACUUCCUAUCUUCCUUUACCGUAUCCAUUUGCUCAAUAUUAAAUACCAAAAUUUAAUGAAUAAAUAAUAAUAAUAAUAAUAACUAAAAGCAUUUAUAGGAAAGGAUUUGAAUUUUACAGUGUCUUUAUUUAUACAAUUUUCUCGAACAUUUGGCAUUUAUAAAUGGUACUGUCACAGUUGCAUUGUGUCGACUGAAUGUUUAUUUAAAACCUGGGCCUAAAUUCGCUUCCUAAUAGAAAAAGAGAUAAAAGAAAUUUUUAAUGAAUUGCUUAUUUUGCAAUUAUACAGCGUUGUGAAGUUAAACCGAAGACUGAUAAACUGCUAUUCAUAAAUAACAAUAUGGCCUUAUCUUUAAUUGAUAAAGGUGUACGGAAUAAAUACAGCUUGUGUGUAAAAUUUUAUCGGGGGAAUCAUGAGUUGGUAAUAUUUGUAAUAAUUUCUUAGUUUAUAUUUGUAUAUAAGUAUAUAAUUGAUAUAUAUAUGAAUAUAUGUAUAUGCAUAAAUAUAUUUAAAAAUAAUGUAAAAUAUUUUUGAAUUGUAUUGAUUUUAACUAACCUAAGCAUAUCUAAUAAAAAAAUAUGAUUUAAUUAUUAAUUGCUAAUUGAAAUAUUUGCAUUUUAUAAUAUACACUAUUUGCAUUCAUAUUUUUUUAUUGAAAAUUUCUAUUUAUUUCAUUGGUGCUGUAAUUUUUUUAAUUGCUUACGAUGUUCCUGUGUUAUGACUGAAAGGGGCAGUUACAUUUUUUGUAACCUUAUUUUGAAAACAUAUUUUUGUUUUUACUAUAUGUUGUAAAAAUUAAUUCUCUUCUUCAUAUGUUUUUAUUUUAAAUAAAUAUAUCAUAACACAACAUGCUGGGGUUUUUAUCCCGUCUUCUGGAUCUCACUUUUUUUAUACAGUGAAAUUUCUCUAGAACAGACAGCCAUGAUGGAUUUGUCUGUUGCAAAGGUGUAUCCUAUUCAUAAUUUUUGUUCCAUUUUUUGGCAUAUUUUUAGACGUUAUUUGUAUUAAUUUGGGGCGUGUUAUGAAAUUUCAAUUGUCAAAAUAUAACUUACGCCACUAAAUGGAUCCUAGUUUAAAAAUUAAUUUUAAGGUCUGCCCCUUCAGUCUUUUAUUACUUACUGUUUGUUCAAUAAAAAAUUAUAUUUUUUAUUUUGACUAUGUUAUCAUAAAUAUUUUUCUACAGUGUGUAUUAAAUUAAGAUUAUACAUUUUCUUUCUCCGUUUUAUCCAUUCGGUUGUGAUCGCAUUCUUCAUAUAUUCUUCAAAGAUACCAGAAGUGCCCAAGAACAAAAACUUAUGAUAUUGCAAUUAUUAGUUUGAUAUGUAAUUAGCCGAUCGAGCUUUACCUGGUAAGUCAGUGUUUAAAAAUUAAAAAAAAAAAAUGUCGCGUAGUGUUGCAGAUAGUCAUUAAAAAAUAUUGUUGAAGGCUGUUAAAAUGCUUCGUAUUGCUACCACAUUCUUUUUAUUUUGGCAGUUUUUUAUUAUUUGUCCGAACAUUCUGAGAAAAAUCUGAUGAUUCUGUUUUGCUACUGUGCAAAGCAAUAAUUUUAGUAUUUAGAACAUAAAUUACUUCGGAAAAUAUAAACUCCAGAAAAAGUGUGUGACAUUGCAUUGCAUUAUAUUAUAUCAACUUGAAUGUCUUGUAGUAUUAUUAACAAGACACCAUAAUUCUUAUUCUAAUUAUAAAUUGAAGAAGUAAUUAAAUUUUAAUCCCGAGUGAGGGAGGACAUAGUACAAGUAAAUUUAUUGUUAAAUAUAAUCUUUCAUUUGUAAUUUUUUUAAUAACAAUUGUUAUUCAUCAAGAAAUCAUCCGCUGUGUCAGAAUUGACAUCAGCUGAUCUGAUAGUCUAUUUCAAAAUCUAUGUAAAACAGACAUAUCAAUUGAUGAACUAUUGGAAAUUCUUUAGUAAAUGUGAUAAAAUUGAAAUAAGUCAUUCUUUUUUAUGUUAAUUUUUAAAAAAAAUAUUUUUAUUGUGAUUUAUAAUAUCAUAUUUUACGAGUACCUGCGUCAGUUAAUUUAAUCUAAUUUUAGGCAGAAAUAUUUAUUAAUUAGGUAGUUCUAAAUUGCUGUCGAUAAUCCUAAAUGUUUUAGAACUUGUAAUGUUAUGUUUAUUAAUCUAUCAGCAUCAAAUCAAAUGUUUUCACUACCUCAUACAAUACAAUAAUCAACAUAUUUUAUCGUUGUACCUGUUAAAAUCAAAGUACAAUUUGGAGCAAUACAUUAAUAAAUGAAUACUAAUUCUGCAAAAAUAUUACUAUCAUUACAAAAAACGUGGAAGUUCCGAAUUUGAACAUAAUACUGUUGAAAUCAAAUUUGUGUAAGUUUAAGAUUUACUUUACUAGGAGCUUUUUGGAAUUCCUGUUCGAAGGACAAAGCCUUAGGUACUUUAAUCAUCUGAUAUAAUUCAUUCUUUUAUUUUUGUGUUAUUAAUCUUCUAUGCUCCUCUUUCCUGAGAGUUUGAGUUCUGUUGCGACAGAUGAUUAUUUAUUAUGUUAUAAUAGCUGUGGAUUGACAAUGAGACCCUGAUGCACAGAUAAUGAGUAUGAUCGUGGUCAAAUCACCUCCUUAAACAGUUAUUUUUUCUUUUUCUACUAUAAUCAAAAUAGAACUAAAUUUGUGUUUAACAAUUUUUUUUGUUUUAAUGUUUAAAUGCACUCAAAAGUAGAAAAACUUAAGAAGCCAUUAAGUACAAAUGUGGUUUCGGGAUAUGAAGCUUGUACUAAUCAUAAGAUUUUGGUUAUGGAAUUUUCUUUUGUUUAAGGUUGUGCCUAUAAUUCUUUUUAGCAUUUUAUUUGUUUUUUUUAAAAUAACAAAUAUAUAUUUUUUUUAAAUCGCAGCAAGCUAGAACUUCCUGAUUUUGAGAUUAAAACAGUAGUUGAUUAUUCUUUUAUUUAUUAUUUAUAUGUUUUGUUGUAAUUCAUUGAUUUAUUUUUAGUCUGAUUAUAUUAUUAUCCGAAGUGUACUGCACUGAAUAACUUUUUGUUGAGAUUCAUUGUACUCUUAAAUUCAGUGAACAUAAGGUUACUUUUUUAAAGUUUUUUUUUUUAUGAAGUUCUUAUUUUAUUUUUUGUAAUUGUUCUCCUUGUAGUACUUACUGCUCUAAAAUUAUGGAAUCUUUUCAUCAUAUAUUCCAUUAUAUUCCUAUUAAAGAAUUAACAUUUUUAUUAGUUUAUACUUUUUAUCGGAGUGUAUGGUAGCCAUUUGAUGUUAUACUUUUGUCUCAUACACUUUGUAUCUUAAGUAAAAGAAAACUAUUAAUAAGUUAAAUUACUUAAAAAGGUUUUCUUAUUUCAUAUUGUAUAUGUAAUUUAAUUUUUAAUGGAUUUGAUAUAAUUGAAAUACCUUAUGUUGAUUAUGAGAAAUAGCAUAAAAUAAUCCAUCAUUUUAUAUUAUAUUUGUUUAUGUAUAUGUAGGUUUGUUUCCUUUCAUAUGUGAUUUAAAUGAAUGGGUGUAAUUAAUUAAAAUAAUUUUUUUUAUAUACCUAAUAGUUUCAAAACUAAAUGUGUAAUAUUAAAAACAUAAAAUAAUAAUAAUAAUGAUAAAUACAUGCACUUUUAUAGAUUAUUAAAUGUUUUAUGUUGAAACAUUUUGAGCUAAACGAUGAUGUGGUUUAGGGAUUGUGUUUAGUUUUGAUGUUAGUACCGUAAGCAAGCACCUUGUGAUAAUUUACUAGUUAAUAAUAACAAUAUUCCUGUUAAUGUAUACAUUAGGAUUUUGCACUAACAGUUGAUGUGUAAUUUUUUUGAAAUUUUAAUUUUUUAAUAAUGCAGUUGUGGAGAAAGUAUUCAUGCAACCCAUGACAUUAAUAUAGUGAAUAACAAAACUUUGUCAUAAACAUUUUAUAUGUUUAGUUUUUUAAUUGCUUCUUUGCCUCCUACGUGCUAGUAUAGAUUGUGGAAAUUGUGAAUAAAAUAAUUACAGAAAGCAGUGUUUUCUUAUUUAUUAGAUUAAUCCUGAUCAUUUUCUAGAGAUUUUUCAGGAAUUUCAAUACAUU
Molecule: messenger RNA, 8591 nt
Organism: Nezara viridula (southern green stink bug)
Lineage: Eukaryota; Metazoa; Arthropoda; Insecta; Hemiptera; Pentatomidae
Source: the annotation of a GenBank genome assembly